UCAUGCGCUAAAGUAUCAUCUUCUAAGCAGGGUCUGAUCAUUUAUUAUAGGUCUCCAGGGUCGCUGACCGUGCCUGUUCCUCGAGCAGGAGAAUUCUUUUUCUAGCAGACUCGAGGACUAAAUCAGCAUACCCGUGUCAAGAUGUCUGCACCGGAAUACGUCUUCGCUCGAGAUUACCUCGACAAUAACCGUAUCAACCUCCACCACUACCUCUGGGUCGAACUAUUCGGAUAUCAUCUCCAUCCAGACAUUCCGUUGCAAAACCCAGAUCUCAAAAUCGCGGAUGUAGCCACUGGAACCGGGACCUUCCUUACCGAUCUCAGUCGUCGGCUUCCGCCGUCAGUCCAACUGGAUGGCUUCGACAGUUCCUUCCAGGCCGUGCCGCCGAAAGAGCUACUCCCGUCCAAUAUCAAUCUGCACCAGUGGAAUAUCAAACAAGAGCCUCCCAAAGAACUCCAGGGUACUUAUGAUAUCGUGCAUGUGCGAAUGCUCACGUUUGUUCUCCUGGACGAUGAAAUUGAGAAUGCACUGAGGAACGUGUUUAAGCUUCUGAAACCCGGAGGCUACCUCCAAUGGGGAGACGUAGACGUCCACUCAACACGGAUUGAGAAUGCCAAUCAGGGUAAAAGCACCGCCGCACUGGAGGAAAUCAUCAAGAUCACUCGUUCUGCAGACCAUCGGCUUACUGCACAUUGGAUCCCGGAGCUCCCGACACUAUUUGAGAAAAGUGGUUUCCGGGAUGUCAAGUCUGAUACGAGGGAUGCACCGGGGUACAUGGGCUACACGCUCCAUGAAUGUGUCUUGAUGGUGCACGGGAUGAUUGUGCAAAAUACGAGAAAUGAUGAUGUAGCUAGCCGGUUGAGGGUGGCGUUUCCCGAGGCGUUGAAAGAAACCUAUGCGGGAGCUUAUCAUGCUUGGACGCGGUGGACGGUGGUGGGAAGGAAAGCCGGAAUGAUCGGAUGUGAUUGUUAGAUUUUCAAUGGAUCAUAUUAAGCAAGAUGCCAGAG
Molecule: messenger RNA, 1007 nt
Organism: Aspergillus ibericus CBS 121593
Lineage: Eukaryota; Fungi; Ascomycota; Eurotiomycetes; Eurotiales; Aspergillaceae
Exons: 4
Coding region: 142-972 (276 amino acids)
Source: RefSeq, a predicted model, not a curated record